This is a messenger RNA of Erythranthe guttata (spotted monkey flower), 838 nucleotides long. Its product is annotated as PLAT domain-containing protein 3. The record is from RefSeq and is a predicted model, not a curated record. Lineage: Eukaryota; Viridiplantae; Streptophyta; Magnoliopsida; Lamiales; Phrymaceae. Gene Ontology annotation, molecular function: protein binding.
CAGGGAGACACGGAUCAAGAAAAAAAGCUGUGUCCGAAGCAGCAAUGGCAUCCAAUCACCACUUCUUCUUCUCUCUCCUCAUCCUCCUCUCCAUCUUCACCCUCUCCAGAUCUGACGAUCCGGAUUGUGUGUACACGGUGUUCGUGAGGACCGGUUCGAUCAUAAAAGGCGGAACCGAUUCAAACAUCACCUUAACCGUAUACGACGCAGCCGGGUACGGGAUCCGGAUCAACAACCUGGUAACAUGGGGCGGGUUAAUGGGUACGGGUUACAACUACUUCGAGAGGGGUAAUCUCGACAUCUUCAGCGGGCGGGGCCCGUGUCUGACCGGCCCGGUUUGUAAAAUGAACCUCACAUCCGACGGAACCGGUUCGGGCCACGGGUGGUACGUCAACUACGUGGAGGUCACCUCCACUGGGGUCCACACCGACUGCGCCCAGAAGCAGUUCACGGUGGAGCAGUGGCUCGCCACCGAUACCUCGCCGUAUGAGCUCACAGCCAUCAGGAACUACUGCACGACGUCCGAUUUCGAGAAGAAGCCCGCGAUGGACGGCUCUGAUUUGUCUGUCGUGUCUGUCAUGUAACCGGUGGGUGUCUAUUCGGGUCGGGGUAUCCGACCCGUAUUGUUUGCGGGUUUUUGAAUUUUUUUUUUAACCCACCUGAGUGUGAUUUUGUGUUUGUUAAUGUGAAUUUAUUUGUCAUCAGCUUUAAUUUAUUACACGGUUUGUGAGGUAGGUGGAGGCAGUGAAUGUGACCAAAAUGCCCUUUUUCAUCAAGGGCAUUAUCUUGUGUUUUUCUUUCGUUUUUGGUGAAUAAAAUGAUGAAACUUGAAUAUUUA